AUGCACGCAUCCACGCCGCCCGUGUCAACGAUCACGUCUCCCCCGCUCGGUGUGGGCGCCUCCAAACGCUCCAUAACCGCUAAAAGCGUCGUCAAAUCGCACCAGACGCUCGAUUUGGCGCCGCCGCGUCGACAUCUCGCUGAGAUUUCAAUCGCGCGCGCGUCGGUCACGACGCCCCCGGAGCGCGCGAAGGCGUCACUCACGACGUCUGUGACACCCUUAGUGAUGACACUGUCGGCGUGUGCGAUCGCGGGGACGUACGCGGUGGUGCGAGCGUCCGACGCCGCGCGCCGGGCGAGCGACGCCUGGGCGGCGGCGGCGAGCGACGCGUCGAGCGCGGCGCGAGAGAUUGAAAAGCUUGCCGUCGUGGCGACGACGGAGUUGCCGUCGACGCUGGACGCGAUGGAACAGAGCGCGUGCGAGGUAGAGCUGUUAGCGAGCGAGACUCGGGAGAUAUUGGCGCGAUUGGACGGCACAGAGUACGUGGAGAACCUGAAGGCGGAAAUCGAAGCAAGGAUGAAGGAUCCGACGAAGGAUUUCAGGGAUCUGAGCGAUGAUUUGAGUGAGUACGUGACGAAGAUGACACGGGAGCUAGGACAGGUGAUGAGCACGGUGGGGAUAUAUCUGGACGAUGGUACUUUCGACGACGACGUGAAGGAGAUGUCGACGGAGGAGAGGUUGAUUCGGAGGAAGAGCAUCAACGAAGCCGUUGCGGCGGCGAAGGAGACGACGGAGAACGCAGCCGCGUUGACGACGAGGUUGCAGGAGGGGGCAAAAACGCAGGGGAGAGAUCUUGCGGAGAUCGUGGGGAAGAUCGCGCUCGCGAGCGAGGAAGUAUCCAAAGCAAUGAACCGACUGGGCGAGGCCACAUCUGGGCAGACGGGAUUCGGACGCGAGCGAGAGAAGAAAUGA
This is a messenger RNA of Ostreococcus tauri, 912 nucleotides long. RefSeq names its product unnamed product. The transcript has a single exon. The record is from RefSeq and is a predicted model, not a curated record. NCBI's taxonomy places the organism in Eukaryota, Viridiplantae, Chlorophyta, Mamiellophyceae, Mamiellales, Bathycoccaceae. Bases 1 to 912 code for a protein of 303 amino acids.